Molecule: messenger RNA, 1189 nt
Organism: Sinocyclocheilus anshuiensis
Lineage: Eukaryota; Metazoa; Chordata; Actinopteri; Cypriniformes; Cyprinidae
Product: migration and invasion enhancer 1-like
Exons: 4
Biological process (GO): negative regulation of apoptotic process; positive regulation of filopodium assembly
Cellular component (GO): cytosol
Source: RefSeq, a predicted model, not a curated record
UAUAAAAUCAGUCAGAGACGCGGAAGCACAAUAGCGUAAAGCACGCAGUGACGCAGCUGGGCAGAUAUGGGUGUGCAAAUAAAAGUUGAAUACUGCGGCGGAUGAGGGUACGAGCCCCGCUUUCAGGAGCUCAAGCAGGUCGUCACUGCUGAGUUCACUGAUGCGGACGUGAGUGGCUUCGUCGGCCGCCAAGGGAGCUUUGAGAUCGAGAUCAACGGACAACUGAUUUUCUCAAAGCUGGAAACCAGUGGCUUCCCUUAUGAGGAUGAUAUUAUGGAUGCUAUCCAAAGAGCUUAUGAUGGCCAGCCGGUGGAGAAGAUCACCAAGAGCCGGCCUCCUUGUGUCAUCCUCUAAAGUUUCACCACUUGACCCUUCACUUUUGGCUUUAAAAAUGUCUAAAAGGUCAAGAUUUUGAACGGUUCUGUUUACAUAACUUAAAGAUCUAGAGAAAGAGUGUAUUGAUGUAGGAUCCUUAAACGUCCCCUCCUCUUCACUCCUCCGGUCUGGUUGCUGGACGUAAAUGAUUAUCGUAACUCUAAAGUGAGCAGUUACGGUAUGAGGCCUGCAGUCCACGCAUCCUUUAAGCAGGAGGAGCAAGAUGCGGGGAUGCUAAGGAGGAGGCCAAUGGAAGGGUUAAGGUCUUUUUUUUUUGUUGAAGCCACAUUGCCUAAUUGGGUCACUUUUCGUCUGCUGAUUAUUUGUUUUGGGGGAUUUGAAGAGAAUAUACUAAUGUACUAAAACGUUUGCUGUAAGAAGGGAAUGCCUAAAGCUUGGGUCAUUAUUUUUGGGUGUGUCUGAGUAGAUAAAUUGUCAUUUUGCAAGUGUCCCUUCAUGUCCACCACCCCAUAUCAGCAUGAAGAGAUCUCAAAUAAAUGAAUUUAAUAUUGUUGUAUUUGAGUACUUGAAAUGCUUGUUUGAAGUACUGUAGAACACAUUCUAGACCAACUUCGCUUGGUGUCAAAGCUCAGGUGUUUUGCCUCUUGCAAGCAUUUUGCGCAGUAGUUUAAAUUAUUAUUAGUGUUGUAGUAUUAUACAUUUUUUCAUCAUUAAAUCAAACCAAAUAGCUGAUUUAAGGGCAUUUAUAUGACUUGCAGACACUGCCGCAUGUUGUUGUUUUUUUAGAAACUACUGAUGAUCCUGUUUAUGAAACAUCACUCAUAUAUAUGGUUAAUAAAAUAAUGAACUAUCA